AUGGGUGUGCUCAUGUCAAAGAAACAGCAGGUGGACAAGGUGCAAAGGUGUACUGCUGUGGUCUCAGCCUUCCAGUCAGGAAUAAAGGACCGCGCAGGACUUGUCAAGCAGGAGGAAGGAGAUGCCGAGGACGGUGAGGGGCCAGCUAAAUCCUCAGUCAUACCCGAGGAGAAGACUACCAUAGAAGCAGAAGGUGGGGAAACGGAAAGCGGCACCGGCCUGUCUGCAGCGCAGCAGGCCACGACCUCUGUAAAUCAAGAGGCUUGGUCCAGAUUACGGGAUGGGAAAGGAGUAGAGCCUGAAGAUCUUGAAAAGAGUCACCAGCUCACACCUCCUGCUUAUGUGCGGCCCAAAAGGGAAGCAGAUGACGAUCAGCCUUUAGAAGUGGAGCUGGCAAGGAAAGAACAGCCACCGAGCGAUGAGAUGUGUGACGUAUGUGAAGUCUGGACAGCCGACGACUUGUACCCAUGCAGAAUCUGCACUCGAGUGUUCCAUGACGGCUGCCUGAGGGAGUUGGGCUACCUACGUGCUGAGGCCUUGCAGGAGAUGAGAGACACCGCUCAUACAGUUAACGGCUGGAGUUGCUACUAUUGUGAUAAUUUAAACCUACUGCUAACAGAGGAAGAAAUGUACAGUCUUAUGGAGACCUUUAAGCAGUGUAAGAUAAUCCCAGAGUCAUGCCUGGUGUCAGAUGAGCUGCUGCAGUACCACCAUUUUGUUUCUAAGCAGCAGUUUGAUAAGGAUCUAACUGAUGAGCAAGAGGAAGAAGUACUGGCACAAUUUGCAGCCCUGGACCCGGAAAAGAAGGGUCAUGUCGAGUGGUCUGACUUUCUCUACUUUGAAACGUUGGCUGUCUUAAAAAAGUUUCGCACUGAGAAUUCACUUGUCCGUUUGCUGACUGCCAAGGAAAGAGACACUGCGCGGUUGGUGUUCCUAGGUGUGGAUUUGGAUGAAGAUGGCUGGAUCACAAGAGCAGAAUGUCGCCAGGCCCAGCAGUCUUGGUUUAACAAGCUCAGUAAAGACUCACAAUCCUGCAAUGUGAGUAUAAGUAAUGUUGGUCCCAUUUGUGAGAGCAGCCCAGGCAGCUCCAACAGUGAACAGAUCAAGAGUGAUGACAAUCGGCCAACAUCAUGGGCAGACUUUCUCAGGGAGAGUGCCAUCUACAUCUUGGCUGCCCGGCCCAAUAGCUCAGCCAUGCACAUCCGUCUUCCCCUAUAG
Molecule: messenger RNA, 1218 nt
Organism: Nerophis lumbriciformis (worm pipefish)
Lineage: Eukaryota; Metazoa; Chordata; Actinopteri; Syngnathiformes; Syngnathidae
Source: RefSeq, a predicted model, not a curated record